AUGUUAGUUAAGGGAUUUGAGUUCAAUCCGAGCGGCGAAGAUUUGAUCAAUGGAUACCUUUAUCCGUGGGUGAAGCAAGAGGAGCUUCCGUGGAAUGACAUUCCGGUGAAGGAAAUCUACGGCCCAUCGUCGGAUCCGUGGGUGGUUUUCUAUGACGUGGAGUCGCGUUGGCACUCGAGGUUGGAGGAGAAGGGCGCCAUCAAGUACACAAUCUACGCCUUCACGUUGCUCACGAGGGUUUCAAACUCGAAGAGGGUUUCCCGAGGGGCGGGGACCGGGACUUGGCAGGGCCAAACGGGCCCCGAGAUGAUCCAAGAUUCCAAGAACGGCCAAAUCAUCGGCCAGUCCAAGAUGCUGGCCUUCAAGCACCCGGGCUCGGAGGCCAAUUUCGGCCGUUGGACCAUGCAUGAAUUUUCCCUCAGCGAUGAUCUAAUUAGGUCAAGCGGCGUACCAAACGCGGCCGAUCUCGUCGUGUGCAAGAUCACCAAGACCGUCAAGAAGAACAACAAGAAAUCCGGUGCGCAGCUGCCGUUGGCCGGGAUUAGCAAGCUUCCGGAGUGUCGGACAACGGAGAUGUUUCUUCCGGUAUAG
Salvia hispanica is the source of this 591-nucleotide messenger RNA. RefSeq names its product NAC domain-containing protein 78-like. The record is from RefSeq and is a predicted model, not a curated record. NCBI's taxonomy places the organism in Eukaryota, Viridiplantae, Streptophyta, Magnoliopsida, Lamiales, Lamiaceae. Gene Ontology annotation, biological process: regulation of DNA-templated transcription; system development. Gene Ontology annotation, molecular function: DNA binding.